Messenger RNA from Haemonchus placei, 660 nucleotides. NCBI's taxonomy places the organism in Eukaryota, Metazoa, Nematoda, Chromadorea, Rhabditida, Trichostrongylidae. The record is from the annotation of a GenBank genome assembly.
AUGAUGAAAUAUAUGCGAACGAUUGAAUUCUACUACCCAAACAUUACAAAAAUCGUCCGCCUGGGUACCACACAUGAAGGCAAACCAAUCGAAGGCAUGAAGAUCGGUUAUCCAAUAUCAUCUACGGACAAGCGGGCGAUCUGGAUAGAUGGCAACAUCCAUGCGAGAGAAUGGGCAAGCAGUCAUACUGCACUAUAUUUUAUCAAUCAGCUCGUCGCCGGUUACGGUAAGGAUGAAAUGAUCACACACUAUGUGAACAGCUUGAACUUCUAUGUCCUACCGUGUUUGAAUCCGGACGGUUACGAAUACACCAGAUCAUCACCGAAUCCCAGUGUUCGCCUGUGGCGUAAAAAUCGCUCGCCAGAAAAGUGUAAUCGCUCCGUGUGGGGUGGCGAGAAAUGCUGCCAAGGCGUGGAUCUAAAUCGGAACUUCAAAUUCCAUUGGGCUGAAUCCGGCUCGUCGUUUGAACCAUGCUCGAACAUUUAUCAUGGCGACCACGUCUUUAGUGAACCGGAAUCACGUGCUGUACGUGACUAUUUGAAUUCGGACGAACUACGUGGGAAGGUAGACGGAUUCAUCACGCUUCAUUCUUAUGCACAGCUAUGGAUUUAUCCAUACAGUCAUGCCCAACAAAACUAUCCAGAGGAUAUAAGCGAAUUG